AUGACUCCGGAGAAGCCGCUGGAUUCUGAGAAUGAGGAAGAGGAGGAAAGUCCUGCCGGUGUACGGAAACCUGGUUCUAGGGCUCAGGCUAAGAAACGAACGAAAACUGGAUGUUUAACAUGUCGAAAGCGGCGUAUCAAGUGUGGUGAGGAAAAGCCAACAUGCCAAAAUUGUUCCAAGUCCAAAAGACUUUGCGAGGGAUACAACCAGCGAGUUGUCUUCAAGGACCCUUUAAGUGCGACCCGGGGGCCAUUUGCCAAUUCAUCCCAGGUCAAAUUCUCAUCAUCCAGGUCCGGCCGGUCAAAUCAGCGUCGAGUUGAAGCCCCGAAACCUUCGACUUCGGCGCAGGGGCAAUUACCAAAUCUUGCACCAAAACCAGGUGAGUUGGGUACAAAUAAUAGCCCUCAACACAGGCCUGUCAACGAGACAAAUCCAGGCUUUGAGCAAGGCAUGCACGUCUUUUCAGGUCGGUCGAAUCAGGAUGUGGCGAUCAAGAGGAGUAAUUCUCGAGACGCGUCCGAGUCAACGUCAAACUACAGAGAUACCGUGGAUCGCUCAUACCUACCAACUCCCGAACAUAAAUCACCCCCAAAUCCUGGGCCUACCCACUAUGAUUUUAAUGCUCUGUUUGAGAAACAGUCACCACUUGGCGAGCUUUCCAUGUCUGCUUCGCAACUCAGUCCGACGCAAUGGAUUUCCAGUCAAAAUAGUGCAUCUCAUACCUAUUCUCAAGGACAUGCACAUAAUUCAAACACACAAUUUCCGCAUCUCACGCCACCUAUGGUGACCACCCAGAGUGAUCCAAACUGGCAGCAAACUGCUUUCUCUCAUCCAUCCAAUUUAAGCUCAAGUCCGUCGCAUAUCCCGGUCACACCGAUCACAAUACAAGUAACACAGGCUAUGGAACCAGCUUAUACAUCUCGAUUUGAGACACAGCAGCGUCCUGCACCAGGGGGGGACUUUCCGCGACUCAUGUCAAACAGUCCAAACCAAAGUUCUGUUGACAACAACAAUCAUCCUGACAACAACUAUCAUUCCGGAAUUAAGAAACAAGAUGAAAGAAUAUUCGACGAUGAUGAAAUGAGCCUGGAUAACGAUUACGCAGCAGAUGACCUCGAAAAUGAUACUUUCAAUAUCCCUAAUGUAGAAUCUGGCAUUUUGGAACGUAUCGCACGCCAAGCUCGGCAAGAUGCGCAGAAUCAAAGUCUCCGUUCUUUUACCUCGCUGAUUGAUCGAUCUGAUAUGCUAUCGGCUUAUAACCCUUCAUUCCGGUCGUCUCCACUCAAUGACUCUAUGACGGCAAGAAUCUUCUGUCAUUUUAUCAACGUAACUGGACCGAGUAUAUCAAUGUUUGAGAGGAAUCCUGCUAAUCCUUCUUUAAUAUUUCAGGGAAGAUCUGUGCCAUCUUCUCAACAACAUAUCUGGACCUACACAUUUCCCAUGCUUGCCUUGAAAAAUGAAGCGCUCCUUCACGCAAUGCUCGCUCUAGCCAGCCUACAUAUUGCGAAGUUGCAAAACACCCACGUAACUGCAUCUCUAAAGCAUUAUGCAAUCGCUUUACGAAGGAUUGCAAAGAGCGUUAGCAUACCUGGCCGCAGAGAGCAACCUGCUAUAUUGGCUGCGACCAUGUUACUCUCAUUCUAUGAGUGUUGGUGUGCGGACCACCAAAAGUGGAGUAACCAUUUGCUUGGAACGAGGACUCUUGUGAGAGACAUCGAUUUCACUGGCAUGACUCAUCAUUUGAAGGCCAUGAGGGCACAGAUGCGUAAUGAAGACUGUGCCCGCCAUCGCCAGGAGCAGAUACAUAUGGGUGCAACAUUUAUUGAAGAAAAACACAAAUUCGCAGCCUCAUUAGAAGAUGUGGACGAAAAUAUUGUUGGAGUUUUGAUGGGCCGAAGACUUCGUUACGAUGAGUAUGGACAUAUCAUCGAUGAGGUCUGGGAGAACACUGAAGAUAGGAUUUACAGCCCUAAGGACAUUGAAACUUAUGAGGUGCAACGCGAUCUUGUGUGGUGGUACUUCAAACAAGACGUUUACCAGAGUGUAUUAGGCGGAGGGAAGCUUUUUACCGAGUAUGAUAGGUGGAGUCUUUGCCCUCCACGUGCUCCGCUUGGCCGAUUGGAUGCAGUAUACGGCACGUUUGAUCAUCUCAUGCUUUUAAUGGGACGGCUUGCAGAUUUUGCCUCAAAAGACCUGAAGAGGAAGACACUAGCGUUAAAAGCUGCUAAUAAUCCCAUGAGUAAUAAGAUGCCAAAUUUCACUGGCAUGGUACCAAAUGUCAAAGAGCCGACGCUUCCCAUGGGAUUCUCACCAACAUACAGUAGCUCUUCUCAAAGCUCAGAAGGCGGAGAUAUUGAUCUUGAAGCUCAGAGGCUUGAGGCGGAAGAAGAGUGGCAAGAUAUUCGCAAUGCAUUUAGUGUGCUUGAAGAUCAUUUUGGUGAAGACUUUCAACCUUUAGGUGAGGAAUUCUCGACGCCAGUCCAAACUCCCUUUGGGCCGGCUCUGCAAUAUCGAACUUAUGGUAUUGCCGGCAUCUGGAUGAAUUAUUACAUGGGACUCAUUUCUUGUCAUCGAGCUCACCCUUCUAUGCCACCUGCGGCUAUGGUAGCUGCAGGUAUGGCGGCUCGUAAGACAGCGUUCUUCGCAAAUGAACUCGGUCGGAUUGCUGCUGGUAUUGCACCUGACCUGAGCAUGACAACACAAGUCAAUCCAGGAGUUGGUGCGGCACUUAUGGAAAGUACCAUUUGCCUCUUUCUGGCAGGCGUCCAAUAUCAAAAUGUGGACCAAAGGACAUGGCUCAUAUGCCGGCUUAAAGACGUGGCUCGUUUGACCGGUUGGCAAACGGCACUUGCAAUUGCUACCGGUUGCGAGACAUCUUGGGUUAAGGCUGCAGAGAUGGGAAGAGGUCCACCAUAUGAGAGGACGAGGGAAGAACGAGUAGCUCCACAAAUGGGGAACCCUGUACGACAUGCCGAAGCGACUCAACUACGUGAACAGCAAGUUGCGGAUAAGAGAGUAGUGAUUAGCACCCACCAGAGAGUUCAUUAUGCUUUUGGUAUCCUGGGCGUCCAGGAUGAUUUUAAUAACCUAGGUUUAGAUACAUAA
This is a messenger RNA of Sclerotinia sclerotiorum 1980 UF-70, 3105 nucleotides long. RefSeq lists its product as hypothetical. The coding region runs from base 1 to 3105 and encodes 1034 amino acids. NCBI's taxonomy places the organism in Eukaryota, Fungi, Ascomycota, Leotiomycetes, Helotiales, Sclerotiniaceae. Gene Ontology annotation, cellular component: nucleus. Gene Ontology annotation, molecular function: DNA-binding transcription factor activity, RNA polymerase II-specific; transcription cis-regulatory region binding; zinc ion binding. Gene Ontology annotation, biological process: positive regulation of transcription by RNA polymerase II. The record is from RefSeq and is a predicted model, not a curated record. The transcript is spliced from 4 exons.